This is a messenger RNA of Macadamia integrifolia, 686 nucleotides long. Its product is annotated as TIMELESS-interacting protein. NCBI's taxonomy places the organism in Eukaryota, Viridiplantae, Streptophyta, Magnoliopsida, Proteales, Proteaceae. Gene Ontology annotation, cellular component: replication fork protection complex; nucleus. Gene Ontology annotation, molecular function: DNA binding; zinc ion binding. Gene Ontology annotation, biological process: DNA damage response; replication fork processing; DNA replication checkpoint signaling. The record is from RefSeq and is a predicted model, not a curated record.
CCCAAAAAUCACUUCCCGCCAUGAGAAGUGAUUUUUUCAAUCUCUUCCCGCCAUGAGAAGGAAACCCACCAAGGCCGCCCCUUGUAAAACAACAAAGAGGAGCCGUGGAAGCGAGUGAGACAAGAAGAAUCUAGAAAUGGAGAAACCCACCGCCGACGCUCCCACCGGCUGCUACAAAUGCGGCCGUCCAGGCCAUUGGUCUAGAGAUUGUCCAUCCUCUGCACCAGACCCAAAAUCAAACUCCGAUUCCAUCUCUAAUUCAAACCCUAACUCUAAAUUCUCUCGUCCAUAUUCCCAGAAUAGUAGUUUCCCUCCCAGACCACAGAAAGCUUCUGAGAAACCCAAGAAGCUUCCAAGAACAAGACCCAAGCUCACCCCUGAGCUUCUCCUCUCCAACGAUGGCCUUGGCUACGUCCUUCGCCAUUUCCCUCGCGCUUUCAAGUUUGGUGGCCGUGGUCACGAGGUUCGGGACCUUGGGAACCUCAUUGGAUUAUAUUCUCAGUGGCACAAGCAUUUAAUUCCCUACUACUCCUUUGAGCAGUUCAUACAGAAGGUUGAACAAGUUGGUGCCACUAAACGUGUCAGGACAUGCAUCAGAGAAUUAAGAGAUAGAGUUGCCAAUGGAGGAGACCCCUCAAAGUUGCAUGAACCUCCAAUUGAACAUGAUGUUUUAAAUAGUGAGCCAG